Brettanomyces bruxellensis is the source of this 351-nucleotide messenger RNA. RefSeq lists its product as uncharacterized. The record is from RefSeq and is a predicted model, not a curated record. The transcript has a single exon. Lineage: Eukaryota; Fungi; Ascomycota; Pichiomycetes; Pichiales; Pichiaceae. Bases 1 to 351 code for a protein of 116 amino acids.
AUGGCAUUGCAUAACUACAUUUACACAAAGCACGAGGAUCCGAACAAGAACAAGAUCGCAAGGCCUAGCGAUCCGAGGCCGGAACCAAUCAAGUUGGAGAAGGAAAGUGGGUCACGUGACAUUGAUGGUUGCGAGAAGCCGUAUAGAAUAAGCGUGAAUAUGGUGGACGAGGUUGGAAGUAAGAUUUGUGUUGGUCAAGGAGUGCACGAGAAUUGCGAAAAAGUGAAGAGUAAGCCGAUUGUGGAGGAUGCCAAGGAGAAGUGGGUGAUAAUCGACGGAAAGCGACGCAGACUCCGGAGUCGAUUUUCGGAGAAGGUGUUUGAGCGGCGGAAGAGUGAGGCAAGGAUUUGA